Molecule: messenger RNA, 2347 nt
Organism: Chilo suppressalis (striped riceborer)
Lineage: Eukaryota; Metazoa; Arthropoda; Insecta; Lepidoptera; Crambidae
Source: the annotation of a GenBank genome assembly
CCAGGCUGUGUGGGCAUUGUUCCCUUUGCCUUCCCUAAAACGAGAGAACUUCAACAAAAAAAAAUCACCCGACCCAAAGCAAAGAGUACUUUUUAUAUACGGAAACCCGACCCGAGGGGUUGUUUUUAUAAUAUCCAGUAGAAUUCAUUUAAUAUCAUGGCAUAAUUAAGACAAAAGCAAAACUGAAUCCAUAUUUGCAAGAAAAUUAAUCUAGUUUGCAUAGGAAAUUACAAUACAAUGAAUACUCUCCAUAAAUUGACUAUAAACUUGGGUAAGCUUUUAGGUUAUAUUUGUUUAAUACAAAUGAAUUUCAUUUCAUUUAGAUAUGGUAAACAAAGACUUUUGUGCAGCUGCCAAGGCUAGGAAAAGAGUUCUGAGGCAGGGCCUGAGCAGAGUUUGGUUGCGAUGCCGUUCCACAGUGGAAAAUCCACCAGGAGUGAAAACUAUGCCUCAAUUCACUGUGCCCACGGGUAUACUAGGCCAAGCAACAUGCCACACACACCCUCACCUCAUACAACCAGGAUAUUUGACUUGUGGGAUUACUCAGAUGGAAUACAGAGAGCGGAGAGAAACACUGGUCAAUAAACUAGUGUCUGAAAUGGAGAACACUCAUCAGAGUCAUAUUAUUGUAAUACCUGCAGCCCGUAAGCAGUACAUGUCAGAUAAAAUCCCAUAUGUGUUCCGACAGAAUUCUGACUUUUAUUAUUUAACAGGAUGCUUAGAACCCUCAGCCAUAUUGGUUAUAGUGAAACCAGCUCAGACUGAUAACUUUAAAAGCAUAAUGUUCGUGCACGACAAAGACUCGCACGCCGAGUUGUGGGAGGGCCCGCGUACCGGAUGCGCAAGCGCCGCGCAUCUGUUCGCCGUGGACGAGGCCCGACCCGUUGAGAGUUUCGGCAACUUCAUUAGCAAAAUCACGAAAUCAUCACGUCCGUCUAUGGUUUGGUACCACAACGAGAGUCCCGCUAACCCGGACAUUGAUUCUGCUGUGCGUACAGCCCUGCGCGACGGGCAAGCUUCGUUACAAGACCCACAGAGGGCGCUGCAUUUUAUGCGCGUGCGCAAGUCGCCCGCCGAGAUCGAGCUCAUGAAGGAGACGUGCUACAUCGGCUCCCAGUCCAUCAACAUGGCCAUGGCUUGCACUAAACCUGGCGUCACAGAGCACCAAGUGAACGCGGUGCUAGAAUACACUUGCCGUCAGGGAGGCGCGGAACACUUGGCCUUUCCGCCGGUAGUAGCUGGCGGACCGCGCGCCACUCACAUACACUACAUAGCCAACAAUCAGACGUUAGCCGCGGACGAAAUGUUACUCGUCGAUUCGGGUAGCCAGAGGUGGCUUUACAACUCGGACAUCUCUCGGACGUGGCCGGUGUCAGGCAAGUUCUCCAAACACCACAGAAUACUCUACGAGCUAGUACUUGCUGUACAGAAACGUCUGAUCGAGUUGUUAGGUGAACACCGUCCAGCGCUGGACCAACUAUUCGACAGCAUGUGCCGACUGCUGGGCACACAUUUACAGCAGGAAGGGAUUAUACCCAAACACGUGGACGGAAACGAACUCAUAGGGAAAGCGUACCGCCUAUGCCCGCACCACGUGUCCCACUACUUGGGGCUGGAUGUCCACGAUUCUCCCCUCGUGCGUCGCAACUCGCCCGUAACCGCCGGCAUGAUCGUCACUGUAGAACCAGGUAUCUACAUCCGCCCUGACGACGAAACAGUUCCUGCAGAGUUCCGUGGCGUAGGUAUACGUGUUGAAGACGAUGUAUUGAUCACAGAAGGGGACCCGUUAGUACUGACUGAGGCGUGCGUUAAAGAGGCAGACGAUAUCGAGGCGAUCGUAGGAAAACACUCAAUGUGAAACUGCCCCUAUAGUUAGAUAUAGGCAGUGACUCCGCUUUGACCCUUCGUCUGUGUAAGGGGCCGUCCAUAAAUUACGUCAUCGAUUUUUUCAGAUUUUAGACCCCCCCCACAAUCAUCCUAUCGUCAUUUCUUAAUGACCCCCCCCCCCCCUUCUCCCAAAAUUGACGUCAUUACCAGUUUGACAAAAUUAAAACAUUGCAGAUUUGAGAAAAGCUAGUAUUAUAUGCAAUAUUAUUGUUAGAGUAUUUUAUCUGUAGUUAUUACUGUAUUUGUGUACAUCUAUGUUGCAUUAUGUAUGUUUAUAUUACAUUUGCAGUCUCACUUACUAGGUGUGCUGGAAGAAAUUUCUUUUUAGAAAUAAUCUUUUUGUACAUGAACAAUAAACUAUAAAUAAAUAAAUAAGAAUGACGUCAAUUUCGUAACCCCCCCCUUUUCUAUCAUUUACCGUCAUCCGCAGACCAACCCCCCCCCCCCCCCUAAUUUAGAA